Messenger RNA from Nylanderia fulva, 2598 nucleotides. RefSeq names its product N-acetylgalactosamine kinase (gene Galk). NCBI's taxonomy places the organism in Eukaryota, Metazoa, Arthropoda, Insecta, Hymenoptera, Formicidae. The record is from RefSeq and is a predicted model, not a curated record. Gene Ontology annotation, biological process: carbohydrate phosphorylation; galactose metabolic process. Gene Ontology annotation, cellular component: cytosol; cytoplasm. Gene Ontology annotation, molecular function: galactokinase activity; ATP binding.
UGUUGGUAAUCAAUAUGACAGGCAAUUAUUCAUUAUUAAUGAAUUAUCGAGCGAUCGAUUUCCUUUAUGCACCGUAUACAAUAUGCACUAUGACAAAUAUUAUGUAAUUCGACCAUACGUGACAUUUACUAACAUUAAAAAUUACUGUGAAAUUACUGCGUGUACUAAAAUAUUAACAUUCGAUCGUGUUAAUAAUUAUCAUCGUGAUCAAUUUAUAUCAUUUCCGUUUAAGUACGUGUGUGUAAGAAAUUUAUAUAUCUUAUCGUUUGAGAUGAGGAAAUAAGAGAUUUAUAAACUCGAUAUAAUAUAAAUAAGAUUCCAUUUGUCGCACAAUAAGUAAGCUUUCAUUACGUCUGCAGUAUCUCGAGCGAAAGCACAUAAGCAAACAUCUUUAAAUUAAUUGUUCUAAGAAAAAAUCGAAUAAUUCGUAAAGUUUGACUGUUAGGAAUGUCCCGUCAAGCUAACGAGGCUUAUGUCGUCGAAGCGGAUGACCUUGUGCCCAUCUUGACACCUACCGCCGAUAUUUUACCACGAUUAAAGACCUUGGCUGCCCAUUUCAACUCCAAAUACAAUGUAGAACCUUCCUUCUUCGCUCGAGUGCCAGGAAGAGUAAAUCUGAUAGGCGAGCACAUCGAUUAUUGCGGAUAUGCUGUCUGUCCAAUGGCUAUUGAACAAGAUAUCCUUGUUGCAGUGGCAUUGUCGAAAUAUAACGACAUUUAUCUGACUAAUGUCGAUCCCAAAUACAAGGAUUUCCGAUGCAGUUUAGAAAGCGUAGGAUCUUGUAUUAAUGAUAACGAGAGCGGGCCGGCCUGGUACAAAUAUUUUCUGUGCGGAGUAAAAGGAGCACUGGAAGUAAUCCCGGCAGACUCAGUUCCCAUGGGAAUUCUGGUUGCGAUAUGGGGCAACAUCCCUCCUAAUUCUGGCCUCUCGAGUUCCAGUGCGCUCGUCUCGGCCGCGCUUCUUUCAAUUGUGCAAGCCAGUCAGCGUCAGUUAUCGAAGCAUGAAUUGGCGACUAUCAGUGCUCGAGCAGAGCGACAUAUCGGAACUCAAGGUGGAGGAAUGGAUCAAGCUAUCGCUUUUCUUGGAAAACCUGGUUCUGCUAAGUUGAUAAACUUUAACCCUUUACGUGCCAUCGAUGUAACAUUGCCAGAGAACGCAGUCUUUGUAAUAGCGCAUAGCCAGGCUUAUCACAACAAAGCCUCGACUACCGACUUCAAUCUCAGAGUUGCAGAAUGUCGAUUAGCUGCACAGAUGAUAGCUAAGAAGAGAAAUAUGGAUUGGGAACAUGUUCAAAGAUUAAUUGACAUUCAAGAAAAGCUCGCCUUUGACUUGGAUGAGAUGGUUACUGUAGUAAUGACAGACCUGCACGAGCAGCCAUAUACUCUUGAUGAGAUCUGCGAGAGCUUUGGUACAGACCAUGAACGAUUGAAGAAAACGUCUCUCAUCAGUUCCUUUAAUACCUCGCAAACGUUCAAGCUGCAGCAACGGGCUUUGCACGUUUUUCAAGAGGCCAGCCGAGUGCUCGCGUUUCGCCGUAUAAACGAGGAAAGCGGCAUAACAGAGCUCGAGAAGCUUCAACAUCUGGGCAGUUUGAUGUCGAAGAGCCACGCCAGUCUUCAUCAAUUGUACGAAUGCAGCCAUCCCAGCGUGGACUCGCUCGUCGAAAGAGCCAUGCGUUGCGGCGCAUACGGCGCCAGACUCACCGGAGCUGGCUGGGGCGGUUGCAUCGUGGCAAUCAUUGAUAAAAACGAAGUUCAACAAUUCGUGGACACUCUCCGAACAUAUCUCUAUCAGAACAGCACAAAGGACCGGACGGAGCUAAAGGAUAUGGUGUUUCCGACGGCACCGAACCAGGGUGCUGUUAUUUACACUGUGUCAACACCGUUUUGAAUCGUAAAGCCCGCGGUAUAUAAUAAAUAUUGCGGCUCUCCUUGGCUCGCGUCGUCCCUCUAUUGACAUUCCAUUAUUUUCUCCUCGCCUCACUUUACUUUACGUGUCUGUUUCUCUGACCUGCUUUUUUUUGUUUUUCACCACGAAUUCUAAUUGACGAAAGAAUACCACUUGUGCCAUUUAACGUCAUUGGCGUUCGAGUCUAAAAUUCACUGCCGAACGAAUCGCAAUUAUUUCCAAACGUUGCUUCUUGCCAUUUAAUUAUAUUUUAUACAUUAUAAAUUCUUUUUCAUCAUGAUAUCAAUUAAAUGUAGUGUCUUAUAAUAGCAUAUUAUACAUUCUCGAAGACUGACACUAAUCCUUCAACAAUUUUGUCAAAAAUCAACAUAUAUUGAUCUUUUUUUCUUACAGUUAUUGCAUGUGAAAAUAUAAUUUUAAUAUAUGUGGAAAGAGUUAUAUAAUUUGCUAUUAUAUAAAUAUAAGAAGUCUAUUAUUAGCCUAAUAGAAAUAAGCAAUAUUUAAUAAUUAAUAUAAAGAAUUAUUCAUAUAUGAUAAUUAUAUAUUGUAACAGUUUUUGACAUAUUGUGACAGUGUUUGUAGCAGUUACAUGAGAUAAUUAUGAAUAAACAAUUUGCAGUGAAAUAUAUCACUCUUAGCGAAUAUGUAAUUGCAAAUCGAUAAAGAGGUAAUAACCCAAGUUUAAAAAAU